UAAGUAUCAGUCAUGCAGUGUUCCGUGGCUGGAGAAAUCUAGAGAAUAUAGCCAUACACCCUGGUUUAAAUGCUGAAGGCUUGAAAUGGUACCUGAGGCUUGCCCACACCUGGAAGGAUGCAGUAGGGGUCAAGGUAUGGGCCGGCCCAUUUCAAGCAAUUGUCGCCAUUUUCAACCACCUCUCUAUACGUGAUAUACUGAACACUGACACCACUGAGAAACCAAUGAUAAUUCCAGGCUAUGAAAUUGUAGUACCAUGGAUAGGUCAUGGUUUAUUGACUUCAAAUGGUCCAAAAUGGUUCAGGAACAGAAGACUUCUCACACCAGCAUUUCACUUUGGAGUCCUGAAACCCUAUGUUAAAAUAUAUAAUGAAGUUGCAACAAUCUUAUCGACAAACCUGAAUCGCAAUUGUGAUACUGGCAAGAGUUUUGAUGUGACUGAGUUGAUAGGCCUGGCCACAUUAGACUCUUUACUCAGAUGUCUUGUCUCUUAUGAGGAUGAUGCUAUUCAACAGACGAAAGGCAUUCACCCAUAUGUGUAUGCAUUGGAGGAACUGGGGAGAUUGUCCAUCAAAAGAGCAUUCAACAUAUUCCACUACAGUGACACAAUAUACAAUCUCAGUUCAGAUGGCAGAUUAUUCAGGAAAUAUUGUGACUAUGUCCAUCAGUUUGCUGAGGAUUUAAUCAAACAGAGAAGAGAUGCACAGAUGUUAGAAGCAUCAACUGAAGGUGAGUCCACCAAGAAACAUCUGGAUUUCCUGGACAUUAUGCUCUCAGCCAGAGAUGAUGAUAGCAAUGGACUCUCUGAUGAAGAAAUAAGACAUCAAGUUGACACAUUUUUAUUUGCAGGUCAUGACACAACCACAUCUGCUGUCUGUUGGACCCUACACAGUUUAGCUGGCAACCAAGUUUGGCAGGACAAAGUACGAGAGGAGGUCUCAAACAUUCUGGCAUCCACUGGCAGUGAUGAAAUUACUUGGGAAGAUGUAGGCAAGCUGACAACCUUGUCUCUUGUUGUGAAAGAGGUGCUACGAAUGCAUACACCUGCUGUGGCCAUAAGCAGGAUUGUCAAGGAGAAGAUGAUGGUCAAUGGUGUAGAAAUACUUCCUGACACACUCCUGGACCUGAGGCUUUAUACCUUACAUCAUAAUAAGAAAACAUGGGGGGAUGAUGCCAUGGAAUUCAAGCCAGAGAGAUUCUUAACAAAAGAGGUCCAGCAGCUUGAUCCAUUUGCCUAUGUGCCUUUUUCUGCUGGGUCUAGAAAUUGCAUAGGAAAGAACUUUGCUCUGAAUGAGCUGAAGGUCAUUACAGCUAGGCUUAUCCACAAGUUUCGAUUUGAAAUUGAUGAGGACAAUCAACCAAUUUACAAACCAGAGAUUGUUAUGAGGUCAGAGAAUGGCUUUCAUUUAUUUAUUCAUUCAGCAAAUUAAACCACACGUCAAAAGUAUAAGGAACAUGUCUCGUAGAUUUACUUUGAAAACUUUUUGAAUCAAAAUGUGUAUAGUUGGACCAUAGGACAGGAUAUCAGCCAGGAUUAUUUGUUCGUUCAGUACUUAUCUGAUGUGCUGGAAUAGCUACAGUGUAAUACUGCACUGACAAUCAUAUUGUCUGAGACCAUUCACUUAGGAACAUCGACUAAGGCAAGGGUAAAUAAAUUAAAGGUUUCUGAAUUAUAUGUGUAUGAUUUUAGCACAGAUUAUCCAUUUUGAGAGAAAAAUAAGUGUAAUCUACAUGUGGCAUACUCAGCUAAAUCAGUGUUUUUCCUUCAGUCAAAAGGGAACUGGUCAUAUACAUCAAGGUUUGUAAUAUGUUGAUGGAUCAAAAUAAUCUGUGUAUGAUAGGAAAGAAGGUUCAUCCUUCCGACCUUCCACCGAAGGAAAUUAUGUUAACUUUGAGAUAUUUAUAAGAAUAGCAUUUCAUACAAUGGUUUACUUCUUCGGAACAAACUUGAUGUGUUUGUAUUAAUUGUGCAUACUAGUAUUGUAAAUAAUUGUAAAUUAUCACUGCGCCUCUAGGAAGACCAGUUUUUGUACAAAUAGAGCUGCAUGGAAUAAAAGUGUUUGAAUAACAUAGAAUUGAAUUACUA
Molecule: messenger RNA, 2086 nt
Organism: Owenia fusiformis
Lineage: Eukaryota; Metazoa; Annelida; Polychaeta; Sabellida; Oweniidae
Source: the annotation of a GenBank genome assembly